GACGGAGGACACCGGCACCCAGCUAUAGCCGCGGUCUUGGGCUCUUUUUUUUCAUUUAUGUUCUAUGUAUUACUGUCCGAAUAAAUAUUCAUUAUUUCAUUCAUUAAUUACGUUACGUAAGUAGGACAAGGAAUGUUGACUUCUUUCCCUACUGGGAAAUACACGGCGAGAGGGGCUGCGGAACGGCCUUCGAGACAGCAGCAGCCAACAGCAGACAACAAAGGCAGCUAUUUCUGAGGUGCGCGCAACUGAAAACCUGGGCCGUUCUCCAAACAUGAAAAAACUGGAACAACCAACAACAAGGAGUUGACCUUGAGUGUGUUGAAAUACUCCAACCGGGACAUCACUUGGGCAAGCCUUAAACUUUUAGAUACCAAAGACUUGAAUCAAAUGGCAGAAACAUUUGGAUCAACCAAAGACAUUGUUAAUGCAAGUGAUAAGAUGAUAGAAGCCAAACAAAUACUAUGCAAACCCCACAAGUUUGGUCAGCAUGCUGCCUCCGUCUCUUACACUGAGGGACACACUUUCUGUGUAGCAGAAUCGGGUCCAUCAGAUUUAAUUGAGCCCUGUCAUGAAUUCAAAGCCUUUAAAAGAAAAGAAAUCAAAAAGUUUGUAGAUGAAGUUAUCCGCUUUGGAGCUGCUUGUAUGAACAGACAGACCAAUGGCACAAUACAUUUUGGAAUACUAAACGACCCACAUGGAGAAAUUUGUGGUGUUCCAGUUCACAGCAAUGAAAGAGAAAUAUAUGAUAAAAAACUAAGGAUUGCUAUUAAAGAGCGUUUUGAGUUUAAGCACAUAAACACAGCAGAAAGAUGCUUCAGACCUCCUCGAUUUGUGGAAGUUCUCACCAAGAAUUCGAAACCCUCUGGAAAGUUUGUGAUUGAGGUAGAUAUAGUUCCUCAUCAUAAAAUGUGCAAAGACAAACUUUUUCACACGGUUGAUGCUGAGACAAAAAAAAAAAAGCAGUUCUUUAUUCGAGACGGGAGCAGCAGCAGAGACCUGCUGGCUCCAAACACAUCUGACAAGAAACAAAAACAGUACCGGUGGUAUGUUGACAAUGUGAAAGAUUCAUCAGAACUCAGAAAACAAGCAGAAAGCAAGGACCUGAAGCAGAUGAUAACCGACGGAAUCAGCUCCUUGUUCAUCUUUGUGGCUAAACCAAUAAUUCAACUCGCUGCUCUCUCCAGGAGAAACUGGCAGUGGUUCUGGCAGCGCCGGCUGUAGCUACAGACAAGC
Boleophthalmus pectinirostris (great blue-spotted mudskipper) is the source of this 1236-nucleotide messenger RNA. Its product is annotated as sterile alpha motif domain-containing protein 9-like. The transcript is spliced from 2 exons. Bases 391 to 1224 code for a protein of 277 amino acids. Gene Ontology annotation, cellular component: cytoplasm. NCBI's taxonomy places the organism in Eukaryota, Metazoa, Chordata, Actinopteri, Gobiiformes, Gobiidae. The record is from RefSeq and is a predicted model, not a curated record.